This is a messenger RNA of Camellia sinensis, 756 nucleotides long. The record is from RefSeq and is a predicted model, not a curated record. NCBI's taxonomy places the organism in Eukaryota, Viridiplantae, Streptophyta, Magnoliopsida, Ericales, Theaceae.
GUAGAGAGGAUCAAGAGUUCUUUCUUCCGGGUCAAGAGGGUCGUCUGGUCCAGGUUCCGAUCUGCCAGAAAGAUCCAAAAGAUAGUCUAGUUCAGGCUCCGAUAUGGCCUCUUCUACUCCACCACGAAGAGAAACUUUCUUCGCCUCCACAACCCAAACACCACCACUACUACAUCUUGGUGGAGCAAUAGCAAGUUGCAAGUCAUUGUUGGUACGCAUUUGGAAUGGGAAUCAACAAACCAGAUGUUCUCUUCCUUCUAGGGCUUUGAUUCGCAUCGAUUCCAGAAGCUCAGUUCAAAGUUUGACUAAAUCGAUUCCAAAAGUUCAAUUCAAGGUGAGCAAGGAUGAUGCAUUGAAGAUGUAUAGUAGUAUGGUUACCCUUCAAACUAUGGACAACAUCUUCUACGAAGCACAAAGGCAAGGAAGAAUGUCCUUCUAUCUCACCUCAUAUGGAGAAGAUGCUAUCAACAUUGCAUUAGCUGUUGCACUCACCCAAGACGAUAUUAUCUUGCCUCAGUAUAGGGAACAUGGUGUUCUAUUGUGGCGUGGUUUCACCUUGCAAGAAUUUGCCAACCAAUGUUUUGGGAACAAGGCUGAUUAUGGGAAAGGAAGGCAAAUGCCAAUUCAUUAUGGGUCCAGUGCGCUCAAUUCUGUGAACUUAGAUAGAUGUUUUUGAGUUUGUUUCAUGGUGGGUCACCAAAGCUCAACAAUGGUUGUUUGUCUAUGCCAUUUUCUUGGUAUAGAAACAGGGAUUUU